Messenger RNA from Fusarium tjaetaba, 1038 nucleotides. RefSeq lists its product as uncharacterized. The transcript has a single exon. The record is from RefSeq and is a predicted model, not a curated record. Lineage: Eukaryota; Fungi; Ascomycota; Sordariomycetes; Hypocreales; Nectriaceae. The annotation marks the transcript as partial.
AAGGAGAAGGAGAAGGAAAAGGCCGAAGCUGACGCUAAGGCUGUAGAUUUGAAGGCCGCGCGCCUACAUCAGAAGGAGCAGGAGGCCAACGACAUCUUUAAUGAUGAAUUGGCCGAUAUCGCCAAACAGAGGCUCGAUAUCCAGAGCCAGAGGAUCGCAGCAGCCAGAGCUGAGGCCAAGGCUAAUGGUUGCCCGGAAGAUGACUGGGAGGAAUUCAUGGUGUAUGAUGACAGUGAGGCCAUCAUCACUAUGGAUUCGUCUAUUCCAAUCCGGCAUGACUUUGGCGUCAACGCCGUCACCUGGGCGGGCCCUAUGCGACCCAGCCAAGAGUACCUGGAAGAUAUCUGGGAUGACCUCCACCUCAGAAAGUAUGAGGGCGGGCCAAUCAUUGAUCCUUUCGAGAUUGCCCUGCCAAAGUGGAUGGACUUCCACGACCUUGUUCUUGGCAACGAUGGGUCUGUCUUCGACAUGAUCGAAGGCGAAGGCCUCAUUGACACAGACAUCGUGAUCAGUUGGUCGAUGGGCGAUCAUGGCCCUGCCAGUCUGGUCGUCGGUCCGAAGCUGACGAAGGCAUUCGACAGCAAGGACAAGAAUCAAUGGCUGCGUGUGCUAAACACCUGGAUGAAGGUGGCCGAGUGGGUUGCGGGUGUCUACGAGGGGCACACCCAUCGGCUAGCCGACUUCUUGCGUUACCGCCAACAGCAGGAGAUGAUGGGAGUCUCCUUCAUGCCACUUGAUCAAGUUGUCCCACUUCUCGUGAGGUUGUGGAACAAGAUCUUGUUUGAUGAGGAGGGGACCGCCGGCGAAGCCAAGUUCAACAGGGAACAGUUGGACUUGUGGAUUCCUCAGAUUCAUGCCAUCCUAUCGCAGGAGUAUGAAUACGCUACCAAGAUUGCUAGGGUCUGGGUAUUCCGGGAUGGUACCAAGUUCCUGCGACGUCUGCGAGCCAUCGAGUAUGCUUGGGCUUUGUAUCAGCCAAUCCAAGCUUAUGACUGGGCCCGCAAGGUCGAGGAUGAAAUUUACAGCCUCACCAACUAG